UAACAGGACAAGUGUUUCCUGACGCGGGUCUUCGAUGAUGACCCGCCGUUAGAGCUUUUGGACAUCUGACCGAGGCCUUCCACUGGCUUACCUCGCCAUCCUUUAAAAAUUUUGGUCAUAGUUGUAACCAGUUAGGUAAGGUUCGUCAGGAAACAAUACAUAUUAGAAUAAUGACAAUUAAAAAUGCGACAUAAAGAGUAAAUUACUGAAAAAAUUAUCAAAGAUAUUAGAAAAUGAAAAUUUGGAGAGAACUGGAGGGGUAACUUAGCUCUCUUACCCAUGUUUCUUGGUUACUGUGACUUACCCUGUAAGAUCUGCUGACAAACAUGAAUUCGACCCCCUCGAGGGUUGAGAGUGUCAGGAAGAGUCGUGCAAGACAGAACUGGGCCCUCAGGGGCGUCCUCAGCUGGGUGAAGCCAUCUGAAGACACCAUCUUUCAGAGUGGGCUGUUAAUGUCAGUGAUUCGCACAUUGUCAGCCAGUGAGAGCAAUGAGCAAAGAGACCGGGAAAAAGCUCGUUUAGAGAGAGAGUACCGCAAGAGUGAUCAACGCCUCGACCAGCUCAUUACCAAUCAUGAUCAGUCACUUAAAGAUGUCAUGCAGAUCUUUGGAGAAGUGUCAGGUCGCCUUGCAGAGGCACGCAAGCGUAUCCGCACCAUCAAGGAUAACCUGGCAGCAUGCAAACGCCUUUUACACUGCAAGCGCGAUGAGUUGAAAGAACGUUGGUUAGAGGGUGUUGAGCACAAGCAUGUCAUGCUUCUCUUGGAACAGAUUGAUGAAGUGAGGGAUGUGGGUGAGCGAGUAGGGAGUUACAUCAGCAAGAAGCACUACCUCCAUGCGACGCAGCUACUGGUGACUUCACUAACUCGUCUAGGAACAGACCUUAAGAUGGUUGAAGCUCUUAAAGAUGUCAACUUGGACCUGCAUGCCAGAAGAGAGAAACUUCACGAAGGUCUCAUAGAUGAGCUUCACAAACACCUAUACCAGAGGUGGACAAAAGAGGUGCUGGCGUUACGACGGCAGGGUUCAGGCCGAGACUCUACCAACACCCUCACACGAGCAGGGUCAGACCGAGCGAGUAUUGGAACAGGGAAGUCGGACAAGUCUCGCAAGAAUCUCCUUGAAAUGAUGACUACGCCAAAUAAAAUCAAGGGACUGGCAGAAGGAGAAGGGUUGCAGGAGGACGUGAGUAGCACAGACCCUGAGGCCAACUCUCAGUACUUUAUGGCAAUUCUCGUUGAAUGUCUUGCACUGCUCGGAAAGUUACCGGAUGCCGUUGAGACAAUUAAGCGUCGGAUGCAGAAAGAGCUAGGAAUCAUCAUUCACCGGACAACCCAGCAAAUUGUUGAGUACCACCCCUCGGCACCACCAGAUGAUCCGCCAGUUUCUAGUCUGGCUUACUUAAAGGCAGAUUCCAGAGAAGCCAAACUCCUGCAGGAACUCCUCCAGGUUGUGUUUGACCAGUUCCGACUUGUAGUUGCAGCUCACCAGUCUGUCCUUGUUAGCAUGCGUGCCUCCUCUGAUAAACACGGAAUUGAAGUGCACCUCUACACUAUGCCUGAUGUUUGGUCAAAAGUUCAGGCUGCCCUUCAGGUGAUGCUGAGUGAAUACUUAGACUUGAGUCAGCUGGGAGCCAACCAGCAGCAGGCACCAGCAACAUUCACUGAAACUGCCACAGAUCUCUCCUCAUUCUUUACCAAGAAACGCACUCCUAGGUCAAAAAAUUUCUCACUGUUCAAAUUUGAGGCUUCGUACCAUGCUAUGACAAUGAACUCUUACCUGAUGGAACAGGCAGCAGGACAGGGUGGAUUAGAUGGGUUUGAAAUUGGAUUAUCUGCAAUAGAUGGUAACACUAGCAGCAAUACUAACAGCAAUAGUAAAAAAAUGACUGAAAAAAUGCUAGUUUGUCCGGCUUCGCCUCACAAUAUAACCGCCAUCUUCAACCCACUUCAGUCUUUCAUCAGAGAAAUUGAAGAUGCUCUUGGAUGUUCACCAGGGACUCAUUGUACAUUGUAUGUGUUCAUCACCGACUACAUUAAGGAUGCCUUCCUAGCGCAGCUGCACGUGGAGACUGCAGGCAGACUGGAACAAGCCACCAAAGCCUUGGAUCAGUGGCGUACCUGCAGGGAAGCUACCUUGCUCAAAACUAUGAAAGUCAAUAGGCCUUUGUUACAGAGCAGCAUCAGCGUGUGGCAGAGUAUUGAGGAGCUGAGGUGGCUGCUUGGAGCACUACCGCUCUAUGCUGACCACUUCGUCUCUAUGAUGUGCAACACCCUCAUGAAUUACCGUGAGACAUGCCAGGCAGCAUACCGAGGCAUUACCCAGCCUGACUCGGAGGACAAGAGGAUAAUUUCUGCCACUUGGGCCAAGGAUGAGGAUAUUAGCAGGUUCUUAAGAGAUUUGCCCAACUGGAGAGCUCUUCAGGCAGGAGUGUCUUCAGAGUGCAAUAUUGAGGGAGAUGAAAAUCCAGAGGAGGUCGGUGAACGUAAUCGCAAAGAAGCUGAAAUACUCACUGGCAAUCUCGGAGAUCAGCUUAUCCCCCAGCACGAGAUCUUGGCUGAUCCAGCUCAGCUCCGGACUUUAGCACAUUUGCAGGAGAGUUUAGAAUGGUUUGGAAGUUGCAUUGUAAAAUUUGCCACCUCCCUUCCAAAGAAGUCCACAUCUAAUAGCAUCCUGGUGUCAGGUGAAGUGCCUCCAGUCUCUGAUGCCUCAGUGCAGACGCUUACGUCUCUUGCCAAAGAUUUUGAGGAGCUUGCCCACACUUGCUUGUUAGUGCUACAUUUAGAGGUGCGUCUUCACUGUUUUUUCUAUUUGCUUCCUGUGGCCAGGGGAGGAGGAUUUGCUUCUGGUCUGGACUCUCAGGAGCCGGACUCUGAGGUUCUCAAGCUAAUCAAAGAUCUUGCCACAAUUGAUGAAGCCCUCAGUAACACGUUACAUCCUCGUAAAUGCAAAUAUAUCUUCGAAGGCUUGGGGCCUCUGAUAGCCAACAUCUUAAUGACAUCUGUAGUCCACAUUCGCCGCAUUAAUGAAAAUGGAAUCAAGAAAAUGUGCCGUAAUAUCUUCAGCAUCCAGCAGCAGCUUACUAACAUCACUAUGACUAGAGAAUUGGCACUGGACCAAGCAAGGCAGUACUAUGAGAUGUUAUAUAACUCUCCAGAUGAAAUCCUCAAUGCUAUAAUGAACCGAGGGAAGCAGUUUUCAGAGCUGGAGUACAUCAAUGCACUACAACUUUUACACAGGUCUUCUCCUGGUCACUCUCAGGAACUGCUACAGACAAGCCUUCAGCGACUCUCAGAGAUCUUAGGCGAUAUUGGAGUCACAGUGUAAAUCUUUUAUUACUUUAGGCAUUUUAAAGAGCUUUUCAUACAAAGAGGAAAUUACUACAUAGUUAUAUAGUCUUUAUUUAAGUAUGUAUAUAGAUGCUGUAUUUAUAUAAAUUGUAUUGUUCAAAGUACGAUGAUAUAGAUUCUAUGGAUUUUAUAUUUCUUGUUAAAUUGAGUACUGAUAAAAAUAGUAGUGUUGUUAUAGAACCCUGGAUAAUAUGAACAUACUGUGAUACCAUUAAAAUGUAGCUAUUUCAA
Cherax quadricarinatus is the source of this 3580-nucleotide messenger RNA. RefSeq names its product Secretory 8 (gene Sec8). NCBI's taxonomy places the organism in Eukaryota, Metazoa, Arthropoda, Malacostraca, Decapoda, Parastacidae. Gene Ontology annotation, cellular component: growth cone membrane; exocyst; synapse. Gene Ontology annotation, biological process: Golgi to plasma membrane transport; exocytosis; chemical synaptic transmission. The record is from RefSeq and is a predicted model, not a curated record.